This is a messenger RNA of Tarenaya hassleriana, 2268 nucleotides long. RefSeq names its product auxin efflux carrier component 2. Lineage: Eukaryota; Viridiplantae; Streptophyta; Magnoliopsida; Brassicales; Cleomaceae. Gene Ontology annotation, biological process: auxin polar transport; auxin export across the plasma membrane. Gene Ontology annotation, cellular component: plasma membrane; endoplasmic reticulum. Gene Ontology annotation, molecular function: auxin efflux transmembrane transporter activity. The record is from RefSeq and is a predicted model, not a curated record. The transcript is spliced from 9 exons. The coding region runs from base 104 to 1984 and encodes 626 amino acids.
GGUCAGACCAUCUCUCUAUCUCUCUCUCUCCAUCUAAAGAACUCCGCCACCACCAAGGACUCUCUCUCUCUCUCUCUCCGGAGAAAAAAAGAAGAAGAGGAAAAUGAUAACGGGGAAGGAUAUGUACGAUGUGUUAGCGGCGAUGGUGCCGUUGUACGUGGCGAUGAUAUUAGCGUAUGGGUCGGUGAGGUGGUGGGGGAUAUUCACUCCCGACCAGUGCUCCGGCAUCAACCGCUUCGUCGCCGUCUUUGCUGUCCCUCUCCUCUCUUUCCACUUCAUCUCCUCCAACGACCCUUACCAAAUGAACUACCACUUCCUCGCCGCCGAUUCUCUCCAGAAACUCGUCAUCCUCGUCGCCCUCUUCCUCUGGCAGGCGUUCAGCCGGAGGGGAAGCUUGGAGUGGAUGAUAACGUUGUUCUCGCUGUCUACACUGCCGAACACGUUGGUAAUGGGGAUACCAUUGCUUAGGGCAAUGUACGGAGAUUUUUCAGGCAACCUCAUGGUUCAGAUAGUUGUUCUACAGAGCAUCAUUUGGUACACUCUCAUGCUGUUCAUGUUCGAGUUCCGUGGCGCCAAGCUCCUCAUCACCGAGCAGUUCCCUGAGACCGCCGGUUCCAUUACGUCAUUCCGCGUCGACUCUGACGUCAUCUCCCUCAACGGCCGCGAACCCCUCCAGGCGGACGCGGAGAUAGGUGACGAUGGAAAGCUGCAUGUGGUGGUUCGAAGGUCGAGCGCUGCAUCAUCGAUGAUAUCUUCCUUCAACAAAUCCCAUGGCGGAGGCCUCAACUCGUCCAUGAUCACUCCUCGAGCUUCUAACCUAACCGGGGUGGAGAUUUACUCCGUCCAAUCGUCACGUGAGCCGACGCCGAGGGCUUCCAGCUUCAACCAGAGCGAUUUCUACGCAAUGUUCAAUGCCAGCAAGGCUCCUAGCCCUCGCCAUGGCUACGCCUCGGGCGGAGGAGGAGGAGAUGUGUAUUCGCUUCAGUCGUCAAAGGGCGCGACCCCGAGAACGUCUAAUUUCGAUGAGGAAGUCAUGAAAUCGAAGAAAGGCAGGGGAGGGAGAAGCAUGAGCGGUGAACUGUUCAACAACAAUAGCGCUCCGUCGUAUCCGCCUCCGAAUCCGAUGUUUACAGGGUCAACGAGUGGAAGUGGUGGAGUGAGGAAGAAGGAAAGCGGCGGAGGAGGAGGAGGAGGAGGACAGAACAACAACAAGGAACAACACAUGUUCGUGUGGAGUUCAAGUGCUUCUCCUGUCUCUGAAGCCAACAUGAGAAACGCCAUGAAUUCCGUCGAUCCCUCCUCCCUCAAACCCCACGAGAAUGCCGCCUCUAAAGCGAUGCAGAAUCUGAUAGAGAACAUGACGCCGGGAAGGAAAGGGGAAACGGAGGGAGAGAGCAAGGGAGGGGGAAUUUCGUCACCCUACACGAAGAAGAUGGGAGGUGCUGACGUGGAAGGCGGAGGGCUGAGGAGGCAGCAGAUGCCGCCGGCGAGUGUGAUGACGAGACUCAUUCUCAUCAUGGUCUGGCGAAAACUCAUCCGGAACCCUAACACUUACUCCAGCCUCUUCGGCCUCGCUUGGUCCCUCGUCUCCUUCAAGUGGAAUAUCAAAAUGCCCACGAUUGUGAGUGGAUCUAUUUCCAUAUUGUCAGACGCAGGGCUAGGGAUGGCUAUGUUUAGUCUAGGGUUAUUUAUGGCAUUGCAACCUAAGAUCAUAGCAUGUGGGAAAUCGGUGGCCGUAUUCGCCAUGGCCGUCAGGUUCUUGACGGGUCCGGCCGUCAUCGCUGCCACGGCCAUUGCCAUCGGAAUCCGAGGCACUCUCCUCCACGUCGCCAUCGUUCAGGCUGCUCUUCCCCAAGGUAUCGUCCCCUUCGUGUUCGCCAAGGAGUACAACGUCCAUCCUGACAUUCUUAGCACUGCGGUUAUAUUCGGGAUGCUGGUUGCGCUGCCCGUAACAGUUCUCUACUACGUGCUUUUGGGGCUCUGAGUUAAUUGAAACGUAUUCUGAAAAUCAAAGAGAAAACCCUAAUACAUAGGAAAGAAAGGAGAAGAGGGAGAAGGCUAAUAUUCCAAGUCAUGCUUAGGUGGAUGGACCGUGCAAUUGUCGCAUUAAUUACUUCAUUAAUUUAGAGAUAGGAUUAAUUAAUUUUGUAUAAUCAAGCACAUGCAUGUACGCCACUCUCGCAACUUUUAUUUCCCCUUUCCAAAAAUUUUUGGGGAUGUACGUAGUCAUACCAUUAUUUAUCGUUUAUCGAUUAUUCGCCUUUAAUU